CUGGUUUUACACUGUUACGACAUUGCUGAACAUCUCUGGUAUGUUCGUCUUUGUCCCAGUUGUUCCUUAGGCUAUAUUUCUAACAGUGAAAUGACCAUAUCCAAGGGUGUGAACAUUGUUCAGGCUUUCAGUAAAGAUUGCCAAAUGACUACAAAGACUGUGCCAAUUUCUGUUCUCACCUGCCCUUUUGAUUAUUGUCCUUAUCUCUCUGCUUGCCCCUGAGCCCUGGGACAUCUCCCUGUAACUCACUAACAGCCACAUCCCAUUUACUUCUGCCUGAGUAGGAUUUCAGUUUCCCAAACCUGAGGUGAUCUGUCAGCUGGAGCAGUGGGACGAGCCCUGGAUCCUGGAUCUUCUGAGAGCUGGGAAUAGGAAGGCUUCCAGUAGUGCCUACCCAGGUGGGUGAGGAAGAGACCCAGGCAGGUGGAGUCAGGAAGAGGAAGGGAAGUCAUGUUCAUGAUGUCCUCCUGUGGGCCAGAUACUGAGCCAGAGGUUGGGCAUGUGUGAUCCCACUUCUUCAUCCCUGCUGCCCUGUGAGGGUGGGAGGCAGAUCAGCAUCCCCAUUUCUCAGAUGAAGCAACUAAAAGAUGAAGACAUCUCUCAUACGGUCAGGAGUGGACAGUGGGAUUGGACUUCAGGUCUGCAAAGCUCGUCCUCUCUCUCCUGCAGGGUAAAGUGCUUCUGAGGCAGCUGCUCUGGUGUUUUCCAAGUGACAGCUCUCAGGCCACCCAGAUGCUCCUUUGUUCUACCAUCUUUUCUUGUCCUUUCUCUCUGCUGUCUCUUCUUGCCUUGCCUCAUUUUGCUUUUCAUUUUCCCUCAAUAUUUCUUGACAUAUCUACAUUUUCCUACUUACUAUGUCCUGAUGCUGCUUCUACAGUUUUUCACAUCCCUCUCCUCCAAGUUUUCUCAAUCUUGACACGAGUGACAUUGUGGGCUGAUUAAUUCCUGGGGGUGGGAGGUCUGUCCUUUGCAUUGUGAGAUGUUUAGCAGCAUCCCUGGUCUUCACCCACUCAAUGCCAGUAGAAACACCCCCCCCAAUUAUGACAACCAUACAUGUCUCCAGAUACUGUCAAAACCCCAGGGGGCAAAAUCAUGCCUGGUUGAGACCCAUUGCUCUAGUCAGUUGGCUUUGGCCCUACAUCCUUCUGGUUCUUUUUCUGUUCUAUCGUAUACCUUCUCCAUUUUUAAGGCCUUGUUUCACCCAGAAUUAUUAAAAACAUGUAUCUUGGAGCAUGAGAUGCUACCUCUCCAACAUUUAUGUGACCCUCCUGAGUACCUGGAAUAAGUUUUUCCAAUAAUGGUGAUGGGUUUGUUCUCUCUUUCUGUGCCACAUACUCUUGUUCAUUUUCAGUGGGUUUGUUGAUGCCAAGAGCUCUUUUUAUCAUGACAGUGGAGAGUCCUCCGAAAUUGAGAAUUGGGGCCUCUUGAAUCUGAUGAUGUAAACAAGUUCUGAAGCCAGGUACGAGAUGAUAAUACUAACUCCAAAGCAGAAAGUUUCUGAAGAUUUAGAGUCAUAUAAGAUGUCAGUGAUGCAGGAAACAGCCAAGAAACUUUCAGAAAAGUUGCACAAAUGUAAAGAAGUUGUGGAGAGUUGCACGCUUGCCCUUCCUACUGGUGGUGUUGACUACAACAAGGGCUUCCUUCAAAACCUUAACCUUCUUCAAGAUCAGAAUGCUCAAACAGGGUGGAAGCAGGGCAGAUAUUAUGAGGAUGGGAAACCCUUUGAUCAAAGAUCUUUGCUUCUGAGGCAUGAGCAAAUUUUUACAAGAGCAAAAUCUUAUGAAUGCAGUGAAUGUGGAAAAGUCAUUAGGCGUAAGGCAUGGUUUGAUCAACAUCAAAGAAUUCAUUUUUUAGAGAAUCCCUUUGAGUGUAAUGUAUGUGGGCAAGCCUUCAAACAGCGAUCAGCUCUUAUUGUCCAUAAACAGUGUCACCUGCAAAGCAAGCCAUAUAAAUGUCCUGACUGUGGAAAGUGUUUCCGUCAGCUUGCGUAUCUUGUUGAACAUAGGCGGAUUCAUACCAAAGAAAAACCCUAUAAAUGCAGCAAAUGUGAAAAAACAUUUAGUCAGAAUUCAACCCUUAUUCGACAUCAGUUAAUCCACAGUGGAGAAAAACCCCAUGAAUGCCUUGAGUGUGGAAAAGCCUUUGGUCGGCAUUCAACACUCAUAUGCCAUCAACAAAUUCACAGUAAACCGAACACCCAUAAAUGCAGUGAAUGUGGACAGUCCUUUGGCCGGAAUGUGGAUCUCAUUCAGCAUCAAAGAACCCACACAAAGGAGGAAUUCUUUCAAUGUGGAGAAUGUGGAAAAACUUUCAGUUUUAAGAGGAAUCUUUUUCGACAUCAGGUUAUUCAUACUGGAAGCAGACCCUUUAGAUGUGACAUAUGCGGAAAAUCUUUCAAGUGGCACACAAGCUUUAUUAAGCAUCACGGCACUCACAAAGGACAGAUGUCUACAUGAUAUUUACUGGAACUGAUACCAUUUAAAGACUAGAACUUACCGUGUAGUGCAAGUAUGUAUAUAACUUGAUUGCUUCAUGAAAUGCAAUAAACGGAACUGACAUGGUUUU
Molecule: messenger RNA, 2565 nt
Organism: Propithecus coquereli (Coquerel's sifaka)
Lineage: Eukaryota; Metazoa; Chordata; Mammalia; Primates; Indriidae
Gene: ZNF789
Product: zinc finger protein 789
Exons: 2
Coding region: 1467-2456 (329 amino acids)
Biological process (GO): negative regulation of transcription by RNA polymerase II
Molecular function (GO): DNA-binding transcription repressor activity, RNA polymerase II-specific
Source: RefSeq, a predicted model, not a curated record